Molecule: messenger RNA, 1234 nt
Organism: Hevea brasiliensis (rubber tree)
Lineage: Eukaryota; Viridiplantae; Streptophyta; Magnoliopsida; Malpighiales; Euphorbiaceae
Exons: 4
Coding region: 170-523 (117 amino acids)
Source: RefSeq, a predicted model, not a curated record
GUUUUACGUUUGCCAAUUGCUUUUCUUCAAGUUCAAAAAACCCUCUCUGCUUCUCUGCCACCAGCCCCAAAGUGAGGAGGGAACAUUGGAUAAUCAGCGGUUGGAGGACAUAUAUAUAUAUAUAUGCAUAGAGAGAGAGAGAGAGAGAGAGAGAGAGAGAAGGGGAGAGAUGGCAGCGGCGUCUUUUAGGUGGAUAUUGCAGCUACAUAGGGACGUGCCUAAAGCAGCUCGUUUCUACUCGGAAGGUUUGGACUUUACUGUAAAUGUGUGCAGUCUUCGCUGGGCCGAACUUCAGUCUGGGUCUCUCAAGCUCGCCCUCAUGCAGUUUUCCAAUGACAACAUUGUGCAGAAGGGAUAUUCUUCUAUGUUAUCAUUUACGGUGACUGAUAUUAACAGCACAGUGACAAAACUAAUGGCCUUGGGUGCCGAACUAGAUGGCCCAAUCAAGUAUGAAGUCCAUGGAAAGGUUGCAGCCAUGCGAUGUAUGGAUGGCCAUGUAUUGGGCCUCUAUGAACCUGUAUAAGAGCUGCCGGCGGCUCUUACUGUGAUGUCUUCAACUCUCUUUCAGACGUUGAGGAGAUGUAGGAGAUUUCCUCGUUUUUUGGAUUUCCCUCGAUAAUUGUUAAUGUUGGGUCAACCGGAUCUAUCAGAGCUGUGCAUCUCGUGUAUAUUGUUGGUCCUACAAUACAGUCAAUAUGGAAAUCAUCUUAUAGUUGCUCUUUCUUGCCUGCUUAUUGAGUCGUCAUCUCGUAAGUUAGUAACAAACUAAUGAUUUUACUUACUUAAAUUAACUAAUUGAAAAUCUAUAUUAAACUGUCUUACGUGCACUCAUUUGGUGAAAAGUCACCAUGCUUCUGAUUCAUUUAAACCAGUUGAGAUUCACCGCCUAUAAAAGGAUAUAGUUUUGUGCAAGUGUUUGAUUACCAAUUUUGUUUCUGGCUCAAUCUUUGUUGUGAUGAACACGAUUGCCUUAUUCAUGAGGUAGGUGUUGCUUAAAUUUGAUGCAAUCUUUUCAUACUUGCAUAAUUAUUGGUGUGUGGUAGCUGUUUACCAUAGUUAUUAAAGGCCAAAUACGCGCCAAGAGUUCUAGAACUAGAUGCAAGGCGCAAAAAUAAAUAAAUUCAUAAAAAUAAAUCAUAUAAGAACCAUAAAUUUAAUUAAUAUAGUUUUAAUUAUAUGUAAAAAUGUAUUACUUAUUUUUAUUUUAUUACGUCGCCACUAUGGUCAAUUAAAU